Oncorhynchus tshawytscha (Chinook salmon) is the source of this 3687-nucleotide messenger RNA. It is a transcript of the gene dvl1a, whose product is annotated as dishevelled segment polarity protein 1a. Gene Ontology annotation, cellular component: cytosol. The record is from RefSeq and is a predicted model, not a curated record. The coding region runs from base 256 to 2520 and encodes 754 amino acids. Lineage: Eukaryota; Metazoa; Chordata; Actinopteri; Salmoniformes; Salmonidae. The transcript has 15 exons. Gene Ontology annotation, biological process: intracellular signal transduction; canonical Wnt signaling pathway. Gene Ontology annotation, molecular function: frizzled binding.
GCCACCGUACCGAGACACAUUGGAGCUGGAAUACAGUCACUUAGAACUCGAUUAUGUCUAGAUUUCUACUUAAUUUAUCAAAGACAAGGUUAUUUAUUUUCCAGCGUGAGGUCUACAGUUAUAUUUAUUCAUGCUGUCACGGUAGCAUUUCGUCUUAGACGGAUAGAUAGACAGACAGCCUCAUAAACCUAUUUAUUAUUGCACUGCCAACCCUUGUUCCUUUCCUGUGUCAAUGAUUGUCCUACCCUCACUCUCAUGGCGGAGACUAAAAUAAUAUAUCACAUUGACGAGGAGGAGACUCCUUAUCUAGUGAAAUUACCCGUUUCUCCUGAGAAAGUCACUUUAGCGGAUUUUAAAAAUGUCCUUAACAAUCGUCCGGUCAAUAGCUACAAAUUCUUUUUCAAAUCCAUGGACCAGGAUUUUGGGGUUGUCAAAGAGGAGAUUUCCGAUGACAACGCCAAGUUGCCCUGCUUCAACGGGAGAGUGGUGUCCUGGCUGGUCCUGGCAGAGAGCUCCCACUCUGAUGGGGGGUCCCAGUGUACAGAGAGCCACCCAGAGCUGCCACCCCCCCUGGAGAGGACAGGGGGCAUCGGUGACUCCCGCCCACCCUCCUUCCAUGCCAACGCAGUAAGCAGUCGGGAUGGCCUGGACACGGAGACGGGUACAGAGUCCCUCCUGAGCCACCGUAGGGAGAGGGAGAGAGAACGCGCACGGAGGAGAGCACGAGAGACUGAAAUCCCUCGUAUCAAUGGCCACUCUAAGUCGGAGCGCACAGCAAGGGACUCUGCCAUGGGCUACGACAGCGCCUCAGUGAUGAGCAGUGAACUGGAGUCCAGCUCCUUCGUCGACAGUGAGGAGGAUGAGGACGCCAGCCGACUCAGCAGCUCCACAGAGCAGAGCUCGUCUUCUCAGCUAAUGCGCAGACACAAACGCCGCCGACGGAGGCACAAAGUGGCCAAAAUAGACCGGUCUUCGUCCUUCAGCAGCAUCACAGAUUCCACUAUGAGCCUCAACAUCAUCACUGUCACACUCAACAUGGAGAAGUAUAACUUCCUGGGUAUCAGUAUUGUGGGGCAGAGUAACGACCGGGGGGACGGCGGGAUCUACAUCGGCUCCAUCAUGAAGGGAGGAGCUGUGGCUGCAGACGGCAGGAUAGAACCUGGAGAUAUGCUCCUACAGGUGAACGAUGUGAACUUUGAGAACAUGAGCAACGAUGACGCCGUGAGGAUCCUGAGAGAGAUCGUCUCCAAAACAGGUCCUAUUAGUCUUACUGUGGCCAAGUGUUGGGACCCGUCUCCGCGAAGCUACUUCACCAUCCCCCGGGGUAAGACACUUACCGAUGUGCCACCAACAACAGCUGAGCCAGUGAGGCCCAUCGACCCUGCUGCCUGGAUCUCCCACACAACGGCCCUGACCGGACCCUACCCACACUACGAAUUUGACGACUUGCCUCUAUCUGCGAGUAAGACGGACAUGGCAACCAUCGUCAAGGUGAUGCAGCUACCUGACUCUGGUCUGGAGAUCCGGGACAGGAUGUGGUUGAAGAUCACCAUCACCAACGCUGUCAUCGGUGCUGACGUGGUGGACUGGCUCUACUCGAGGGUGGAGGGCUUCAAGGACAGGAGAGAUGCUAGGAAGUAUGCCAGCAGUCUGCUGAAACAUGGCUACCUGAGACACACCGUCAACAAGAUCACCUUCUCAGAGCAGUGCUACUACACCUUCGGAGACCUCUGCCAAAACAUGGCGUCUCUCAACCUGAAUGAGGGUUCCAGUGGUGGGGGCUCUGAGCAGGAUACCCUGGCCCCCCUCCCUCCCCCUGCCACCAACCCAUGGCCCCUGGGGGGCCAGCCGUUCCCCUGCCCUCCCUUCCCCUCCGCCCCUCCAGGCUUCCCACCAGGCUACUCAGACCCCUGCCAAAGUUUCCACAGUGGGAGUGCAGGCAGCCACAACAGUGAGGGAAGCAGAAGCAGUGGAUCCAACCCAAGCGCAGGGACAGGGAAGGGCCCUGACCAAAACUCCUCCCCACAAGUGAAGGGUCACAGGUCCACAUGCAGUGAAACUGAGCCAAAGGGGAUCAGAGGAGCGAGGCGCGCUUGCGAUAAGUCCACCAGCCAGCAGAGUCAUCACAGUCAUCACAGCAGCCAUGCCCACUCAAGUCACAGCCACGCCCGCUCUGGUUUCAGCCAUGCUCAGUCUCACAGGAGUCACUGUCAAUCACAGAACAGCCACACCCACAGCCACACAUCCUUCAUCUACAAACACGCCACUUUCACCAAGCCUGGGCCCGGCUCGUGUGGCCACAGCGAGCGAAGCCACGCCUCCUCUUACGGCCCCCCCGGCCUGCCCCCCUCAUACUGCCUGUCCCGGCUGGCCUCUAAGACCUCCGUCAGCAGCAGCACCCCUCCCGGGGCUCCCCCGGUACGGGGGCUAGGAGCCGUCCCCCCUGAGCUCACGGCUAGCCGCCAGUCCUUCCAGCACGCUAUGGGCAAUCCCUGCGAGUUCUUUGUUGACAUCAUGUGACAGACAGGACAGUGCCUUUUAAAAACUUGCUGAGCACAAACUAGCCCCCCCGUCCUACCGCUCGUCCGUCCCACCUCACCUUCUCUUCUUUACCCCAUUUGCUACUGACUAUUCCUGGGUUGAGAAUGUAGACGCUGGUCCCCUCCGUCCCCAUGCUGUCAACAACGGCCCCUCGGAUGUCGGAGCAGGGGAGGACAGGAGACAAGAGCACAACAGAACUGAAGAGAGUCCUGCCAUCACAAAAACACACAGAGCCUCAGUGUCUGAUCAGAACCCCCAGACAGCUCUUUUGUAUUGACGUGACGUGAACAGUUUGUGAAAUUGAUGUGAGUGGUGUUCAAUGUGGUGAUCCUUGUGAGCUGCCACAGACAGUCCAGUCCCGAGAGCAUGUAGUUACUCUAUGUGGAGAACAAGCACCCAAGCCAACUGACUGGGUCUGGAUCUCAAUCCCCCAGACCCACCCGGACACAGAACUCUGGAAGAGGGAAGCCUCACGGGAGGCUCUGGACUAUGAGUCAGCCUCCUAGAAUGUCGCCCUUUACACAAACUUCUACUAUUUGGCCAAUCAUACCAAAACUCCUGCUCUAACUGACUGACCUGCUAUCCGGUCUGCAGGGGGACCGUGACAUAUUCUAACUAGUCAAAGCUAGCCUCGGCCUAUUUCACAGCCCUUGUAUUUGUCCAACUAAGGGAAGCACUGUAACCAGUUGUUAGUUUAAACUAUAGGCUGCUUAUCUGCAUGACUAUCUCAACUGCUUUAAAAGGAAUAGACAUAUUCAUUUUGUUAAAUAUUUGAAAUUUGGGGGAAAAAAUCCAUACACUGGAGAAUGUUUGAUGUUAUUUACGUGAUCAUGAUGUUGCAUUGACGGUCAGUGUCAUACGUUGUCUCGCUCUAUGGCUGACUCAUACGUAGACACUCAGUCAGACAUCGUGUCCCUCUGUGACUCAGUGGCCAGGAUUUGACCACUGUCCUAGCUGUGCUUUGUCCAAUGCAUCAUUAUUAUUGCAGUCAAUGGAUUCCUGACCAGAACAGACUCGUGUUGUGAACACAUUAGAUUUUUAACUGUUUCCACAUACACUAUACAUACAAAAGUAUGUGGACACCCCUUCAAAUUUGUGGAUUCAGCUAUUUCAGCCACACCCGUUGCUGGCAGGUGUAUAAAAUCA